UGAGCCCCGUAAUAGCCGAAAACCAUGGGAGCCGGAUAUUCAAACGUCAGGAAAAGGGAAGGAUAACACGAAGACCAGCAGACAGACAUAAACGUCUUGGUCUUUUUAAUAUUUACUACAUAGGCAAUUCAUUUCUCUUUCUCUCUCACCGUUGCAUAUUGUUAGUUAAAUGCGUAUGUUAUUGGGUAUUCAAGGAAGUGUCUUGUUCUUCCUAGGCUUCUGCUACUGCACAGCUGUGAACACCAACCAAAGCGGAGCAAAGACGAGGUAGAAGUUGCAUUGGAGCCAUUGGCUUGUGUAAAAACCGGGUGAUGACUUGUUUAUAUUCAUUUUUCAGAAAGAGGGAAGCUUCCCCGCCAAGAAUAAGGACAGAAGUUGAUGAUGUGGUUUCAAGCAUUCAGAAUACGACCUUGUACACUUACAGAGAAUUGCGAAUGGCAACCGACAAUUUUAGUCCAGCCAAUAAAAUUGGAGAGGGAGGCUUUGGUUGUGUAUAUAAGGGAAGGCUCAAAGAUGGUAUUGUGGCUGCCAUAAAGGUACUAUCAGCUGACUCGAGGCAAGGAAUGCGGGAAUUCUUGGCUGAAAUAAAAUUAAUUGCAGAUGUAGAGCAUGAUAACCUGGUUAAGUUGUAUGGUUGUUGUGUUGAAGAAAACCACAGAAUUUUGGUCUAUGGCUAUCUUGAGAAUAACAGCCUUGCACAAACGCUUCUCGGUGGAAAACAUAGCAGCAUCCAGUUCAGUUGGCCUGCAAGGUGUAAAAUAUGCAAAGGUGUAGCACAGGGGCUUGCAUUUCUUCAUGAAGAAGUCCAGCCACAUAUUGUUCAUAGAGACAUCAAAGCUAGCAAUAUCCUCCUUGAUAGAGACCUCAUGCCCAAAAUUUCAGAUUUUGGUCUUGCAAAGCUUUUCCCGGCUAACAUGACCCAUAUAAGUACACAUGUUGCUGGAACUGCAGGUUAUUCGGCACCUGAAUAUGCUAUUCGAGGUCAGUUGACAAGAAAAGCAGAUAUAUACAGUUUUGGUGUUCUGCUCCUGGAGAUUGCUUGUGGGAGGUCCAACACAAACAGGCGGUUACCCCCACAAGAGCAAUAUCUUCUUCAAAGGGUAUGGGAAAUGCAUGUGAAAGGGGAACUGGUGAGUCUGGUAGACACAUCAUUGAAUGGGGACUUUGAUACAGAAGAGGCCUGCAGAUACAUGAAGAUUGGUCUUCUUUGCACACAAGACAAGCCAAAACUCAGGCCAACUAUGUCUACUGUGGUGAGGAUGCUAAAGGGUGAGAUAGAUUUGAAAGACGAUAAUAUAUCGAGUCCCGGACUGCUUUCUGAGCUCAUGGGCAUCAAAAGUGACAAAGGCCACAAAGAUAAAGCUAAGAUGAAGAAGUCGUCUAACACAGAAUAUGCUGGUUUAAGCAGGCUGGCUAAUAUGCAGAACUCAUCUUAUACAGAAUCUGCUGGUUCAAGCAAGCUUGAAAAUUCAUCUUCAUCAUCUGCAAUGGCCACCUCAUAUGCUGCCAUGACCUUCAAUUCCAUAUAUGAUAGAAGCAAUUGACUCGCGGCAUUUUCAAGCUUUUUUUCUCCCCUCUAUUCAUCCUUUUUUUUCACAAUUUUUUUAGCAAAUAGCAUUGUAUAUUUUGUUUUGAAGUAACCUUUUUUUUACUUA
Molecule: messenger RNA, 1655 nt
Organism: Hevea brasiliensis (rubber tree)
Lineage: Eukaryota; Viridiplantae; Streptophyta; Magnoliopsida; Malpighiales; Euphorbiaceae
Product: cold-responsive protein kinase 1-like
Exons: 7
Coding region: 312-1544 (410 amino acids)
Biological process (GO): protein phosphorylation
Molecular function (GO): ATP binding; protein kinase activity
Source: RefSeq, a predicted model, not a curated record